AUGUCAUCUCAGACAGAUACCUCAGGCCAGAGAGUAUUUCGCCCCCUCCCUCGUGUGGAUCGCACUCGAGAGCACACUGCCUCGGAGGCAUCUCAAGUAACGGUUGAGUCACUUGGGGAUUCAUUCGAUACCCUUGGAAUUGAUGAUACCAUAUCUGAAACUACUUACUACUCGGAGAGGGAGCGCCCCCCCACAUACUAUAGUACCUGGGCUACCGAUGUUCCUGUAUGUGCUUGGGUUCAUUUGGGGAAUGUGUUCUUAUCUGACAGCAUUGUUGACGUUCAGGAGGAUAGUCAAUUUUCAACAAGCAGGAGACCUGGAGCAGGGUACCCACAUCCUGACAUUGGUCAGUCGUUAACCGUUUUAAGUAAUGACCACGGAAACCAGAGCGGUAACACAGUUACUGGCAGUGCAGAUGCGACUGCGAUUACCAGCCUUGGAUACGUACCAACUGCUAAUUCCGAGCACGACCAACCAGGGAUUUAUACCAGCUUUGUACAUACCCCGACACAGGCAAUACCAAGGGAACGCGAAUCCAAUACUAUGAUUCUAAGCCCUGUUCGGAGACAGAACUAUGACACUGCUCCGAUAAACACAUCAUUGUCGUUGGGGCAGACUCCUUCUCGUUCAACACUAUCAUUUUCUCUAACAGGCUCCAAAUCUUAUACUAAGUACAUCAGCAAAAUGAACAAUAUGAAUAUUCCAUUAACCGGCAAGCCUUUGGCGUACAUGCAAUCCAAUAUAUUGGAUCAACAAGAUCACUUUCCCCUCUGGAUGCAGGCGCUAGCAACAAACUUGCAACCUGGAGACGUAGGAAUCUUCAAGGAAGAAGGAGCUUUCCAGAGCUUCUUCAAUAUAUCUCUCACAUGGCAGCAGAAUUGUGAACGUUUUGGUAAAGCACCUCCAAGUGGGUUUAAGCCAUUUGGGAACAUCACAGUGCACUCUUCAUUAUGCGGCCUUGGUUUCAUGAACCGCACUGAAGGAUUUGAAUCUUUUGACCGAACUUUCGAAACGUAUGGAUCUCACUCCAGGGCAAGAUUCGAAUUCCAGCUUAUCCCAAGCCAGUGUGACGAAGUUGAAGCAGCACUCAUUUUCCCCGAUCCUUUGGAUCAUUGCAAAGAAAACUAUGCCUCGGAUUUGUUCAAUGAACUCCGACAGGAAACAGGGGUUGAUUAUCUUAAGGCUCAGAUUGACAACUGGUAUGAACAUAUAUCCUCCAAGAUAUCGAAGGACGUCAAGAGUACCCAUCUCAUUCUUAUUGAGAGGACAUACACUGCAAUAGGACCAUGUGGCCAGGUGCUUUACCGAAGGCCCCGGAAUAAGAAGGCUAUCCAGCGUAGUAAUCCUAUCCAAGCAGUUUUUGAACCAAGGCUUCGAACCGAUGCUCAAGGCCAACAAUGGUACGAGUAUGAGUGGUCGGUGGUGGGGAAUGGUUCUGGGAAAGUAUGGCUCAGGGACAGGAGAUCUGGGGGUCAGGGUAUGGGUGGACCUGAAGAAAAAUACUGUAUUGGAAUCUCUGCACUCACUCUGACGAAAAAGAAGAAAUUAUUUUGA
Psilocybe cubensis is the source of this 1554-nucleotide messenger RNA. RefSeq lists its product as uncharacterized. Lineage: Eukaryota; Fungi; Basidiomycota; Agaricomycetes; Agaricales; Agrocybaceae. The record is from RefSeq and is a predicted model, not a curated record. The transcript has 9 exons. Bases 1 to 1554 code for a protein of 517 amino acids.